Cavenderia fasciculata is the source of this 2376-nucleotide messenger RNA. RefSeq lists its product as uncharacterized. The coding region runs from base 1 to 2376 and encodes 791 amino acids. The record is from RefSeq and is a predicted model, not a curated record. Lineage: Eukaryota; Evosea; Eumycetozoa; Acytosteliales; Cavenderiaceae. The transcript has a single exon.
AUGAAAGAUCAUGAUGUUGAUAAAGUAGUAUUCAGUAAAGUACUAAAGAAUAGAUACUUGUUACAAAAGAUAUUAAGAUUAGUACAACAAAAUAAUCAUAGACAACAAUUAAAAUCAUUAAGAUACAAUGAAAUAAGCUUCAACUUGCAAUGGGUACUAGAGAAUGGGUAUUAUAGAGACGGUCAACUAUUACAGAUGAUCAUUGAUCGAGACGAGUUCAAAUAUAUGUGUCAUCAUGUAAAACCUAAAACAAUGAAAUGGUUCUUUACAAAGAUCAAAGAUCGACAAUUGCUACUGUCAAUCUAUCGUCAACACCCUCUUCUCUUUUGUAUGGAUAAUACUAUAUCUAGUGCAUGUCAAAGAGGUGAUUUGGAGAUUGUAAAGAUGUUGCUCAAACAAACACAACCAAUCAAACUACCACCAAUCAAUGCAAAGGAUAUAUCAUGUGCAACUAAAUCAAAUUCUCUUGUAUUGGUAAAAUACAUGUUUGGACAAAUCAAAGAUCCGUCUACUCUGAAAAUGAUUACAUGUAAAACAAAUAAUCGAGAAAUACUAGAGUACAUAUUAGAGAAACAUAAACAAGGAGGUUAUUUAAUUUCAAUCAAUGUAGAUCCUCUACUUGGAUUUGAUCAUGUAGAGUUUACUCGGUCAAACAACCAACAACAAUUAUUACUAGAUUGGGUCAUACAAAGUGGAAUGAAAUGUAUUUGGAAUUACAACAAAAAAAUUAACAACAAAUUAUUCUCCAAGAUAACCAAAGAGAUUAAUCAAGCUGCCAACAACAACAACAACAACAACAACAACAACAACAACAACAACAACAACAACAACAACAACAACAACAACAACAACAACAACAACAACAACAACUCAACAAGUGCAAUAGUGGAAUACUUGGGGAAUAGUAAAAUACCAUUUAAAUAUAUUUGGACAACGAUUGAAAAGCUGUUCAAUGCAAAAAUAAUCGCAGUUGGAGAGUCUGAUCAUCAGAGGUUUGAAAAGAUUGCAAGUCAACUCAACCAAUCGAUCAAUCAUUUAAAUGACCCACUCUACUAUCCAAUGCGUAUUCUAUUGACGUUUGAUAGAUCGUCAGUAGGAUUGGCGGCAUUGUUAGGGUACAUGGUUAAAAUAGAUCAUCCCUAUCUACCAACAUUAAAAUAUGAAAACUAUGACAUUAUCUGGAGUCAUGCUAUAGCCGAAACAGCUCCUCAAACUAUCGAACAACUCAAACUGUUUGAAACGAUUGGUGACAUUAGAAAAAUAGAUAAUAUUCAAGUAUGCGACUAUCACUAUAUCUAUGGUGCUUUUAGAAAGUCACGGUUGGAUACAAUGUCAAAAAUCCUAUUCGAUGCAAUCACUCAAUGCAACUAUGACCUUGUAAAACAUUUAACAAAGAAAUUGCAAGGUCAAGCACAAAGUCUUGGUAAUUGGUCAUUUAGUUUAAAUAACAAAGCAACAUUAAAAGAUUAUAUGGAUAUGACUAAACUAUUAGAUGGAGCUGGUUACUAUGCAACUAGUUUUACACUAGAGUGUAUGAAAACAAUGCCUCUUCAUCCAAUCGAACAUCUUACAGACUAUGUAUUAAAAUGUCUGUCUAAAAUACCAAUAGAAGAUGCAAUUCCUCUUACCUUUUAUUCUGAUGGUGAUUACUUGGUUAAAUCAUUACUGUCACAAAACAAUAUUAAUAAUAUAAAGAUAAAUUUGGAUAUGGUACUUAGACUUCAACCAUCAAUCGACUAUCUUGUAAGAUACAAUGAACCAGUUUUAAGAUCACUAUUAAAUGGUGAAUUAAAUGAAAUAUAUGGUGAUGGUAUCAUCAUCAUUGGUUCAAAAGGUCUAAUUAAAACAAUGGAAAGUUCAGUUGUAUUCAAAAAGAUUGGUCUAUUUAAAUACUUGUUGGACAUUUUAUUCCAGAGAUCAUUACAAGAUGAAAAUACUAGUCAAAAGGUAUUGGACAUGAUUUCUCAUUAUGGUGCAGUUGAAUUCAUGAAAGAGUAUAUUAUUCGAUUCAAAAUUGACCAACAAGAACUAUCAGAUAAUCAAAGGAAUCUAACUAGUGAAUACAGUCUAUCGCUGCUUAGAUUCUUGAUUGAACACACUGAAAUUGGAAAACAAGAUGGUAUUGUCCGAUACAGCGAAACUAAACAAUGUAACUAUCAAUUAGACUAUUCAAAAAAGGGUGAUGGACUACACCUAGAAUCUACAACACUAUCAUUCAUGGCAGGAUCAUCUCAAGCACAAUUACAUCUGAUCACCUAUCUAUUUGAAAUUGGUCGGUUAUUUAAUAAUCCAACUUGUUCACCCUAUCUAACCUUGUUUGCUGAUGGUAAAACAAAACAAUAUCUAGAGUAUUUGAAAUAUAAAUUAAAAAAAUAA